GGAGUUUCCUCUGGAGCCCAUGUUGUCUAAGAUGUUAAUUAUGUCGGUCCACCUUGCCUGUAGUGAUGAAAUUCUGACUGUUGUCUCCAUGUUGUCCAUCCAGAAUGUCUUCUAUAGACCAAAGGACAAGCAGGACUUGGCGGACCAGAAGAAAGCCAAGUUCCACCAGUCUGAGGGAGACCACCUGACUCUACUGGCGGUGUACAACUCAUGGAAGAACAACAAGUUCUCCAGCCGGUGGUGCUACGAAAACUUUGUACAGAUCCGCAUCCUUAAGAGAGCCCAGGAUGUCCGCAAACAGAUGCUGGGCAUCAUGGACAGACAUAAGUUAGACGUUGUCAGUUGUGGUAACAAUACGGCUCGGGUUCAGAAGGCCAUCUGCAGCGGAUUUUUCCGUAACGCAGCGAAGAAAGAUCCCCAGGAGGGAUAUCGUACACUGAUAGACAGUCAGUUGGUCUACAUACACCCCUCUAGUGCCCUCUUUAACAGGCAACCAGACUGGGUUAUUUACCAUGAACUUGUGCUGACAACAAAAGAAUACAUGAGAGAGGUGACAGCCAUUGAUCCCAAGUGGCUCGUGGAGUUCGCACCCAAAUUUUUCUGCUUCAGUGACCCAACAAAACUCAGCAAGCAGAAAAAAAAGCAGAAGAUUGAGCCAUCCUGUACAACAAGUACAAGGAUGCAAACUCCUGGAGAAUCUCAAGAGCUUUCAAGAAAGUGCACUCAAAAGUUACUUUCUAGAUUUUUAUGUCAACUUUCUGUUUCUUAUGGGAUUCUUUGUUGCUUGGGGAAAAGUGCUUGUCUUGUACAAUCUUUAGAUGUGAAUUGUGAUUUUUUUAAUGUCUCAAAAUUAAAAAUGAACAACUUUUAAAAUCA
Molecule: messenger RNA, 876 nt
Organism: Saccostrea cuccullata (small rock oyster)
Lineage: Eukaryota; Metazoa; Mollusca; Bivalvia; Ostreida; Ostreidae
Product: ATP-dependent RNA helicase DHX8-like
Exons: 4
Coding region: 20-871 (283 amino acids)
Biological process (GO): spliceosomal complex disassembly
Cellular component (GO): catalytic step 2 spliceosome; intracellular anatomical structure
Molecular function (GO): RNA binding; RNA helicase activity
Source: RefSeq, a predicted model, not a curated record